AGAGAAGAUAGCAUCAUUGAUCCAAAACUGGUAAGGCAACACAACGAACUGGUAGGGCUGGCUGAAGAAGAAGAGAAGAUAGCAUCAUUGAUCCAAAAAUGUCCCAAUACGAGAGUCCUCCACCAAAUACACGCUCACGUUCUCACUCAUCCACACCUCCAACCCUCAACUUUCUCCUUCAUUCUAUCCAAAAUCCUCUGCUUCGUGGCUUACAGAAAUGUUCCUCACGCGAAAAGGCUCCUAUCCCAGAUCCCAAACCCUACCAUAUUCUCCUACAACACCCUCAUUAGAGGCAUUCUAUCACAAAACCCAUCUCAAGAACCAAUUUACUUGUUUAAAAAAUUGCUCCAGGAAAAGUUCCCCAAAUCAAACACCUUCACUCUUGCGUUUGUAUUGAAGUCUUGUGCAAUUUUAGCGGCUUUCAAAGAAGGGCAACAGAUUCAUAAGCAUGUAUUAUCAUCAGGGUUUGGUUCGAAUUUGUUUGUUCAGACCUCGUUGCUAAACUUUUAUGUGAAAUGUGAAGAGGUUGCUCCGGGAAGGAAAGUGUUUGAUGAAAUUACUGAUAAGAAUGUGGUGGCGUGGAGCGCCAUGAUUGGAGGCUAUUCAAGGGUUGGGAUGGUGAAUGAAGCUUUUGGGUUGUUCAGGGAUAUGCAAAGGGCGAAGGUGGAGCCUGAUGAGAUGACGAUGGUGAGCGUGAUUUCUGCCUGUGCAGUGAAUGGGGCUUUAGAUUUGGGCAAGUGGCUGCAUGCUUAUAUUGACAGAAAGGCAAUAAAGAAUGACCUUGAAGUCAGUACUGCGCUUGUUAAUAUGUACGCCAAGUGCGGGUGCAUUGAAAAAGCGAAGGAAAUUUUCGAGGUGAUGCCAGUUAAGGAUGCCAAAGCUUGGAGCUCCAUGAUUGUUGGGUUUGCCAUCCAUGGGCACGCAGAAGAGGCCUUGGAAACUUUUGCAAGAAUGGAAAAAGCUAAGAUUGAGCCUAAUAACGUGACACUUAUUGGUGUGCUAUUGGCAUGUGCCCAUGCUGGUCUGGCUUCUGAGGGGAAGAAGUAUUGGUCAUGCUUGCUUGAGUCUGGAAUUGAACCAUCUAUGGAGCAUUACGGCUGCAUGGUCGAUUUAUUGUGUCGUGCAAACCUGAUUGAUGAGGCUUAUAGAUUCGUUGAGAGCAUGCCAAUUGGCCCCAGUCCAGCAAUAUGGCGAACAUUGCUAGGGAGUUGCAAGAAAAACAAGAUGUUAGCCAAAGGCGAAAUUGUAGCAGAGCGGCUUCUUAAAUUAGAGCCACUCAAUGCAGAAAACUAUAUUUUACUCUCGAGUUUGUAUGCAGCAGGAUCAGAUUGGGUGAAAAUGAGCCGCGUAAGAAAACAGAUGAAAGAUAGAAGCAUAAAGGCUGUACCAGGUUGCAGCUCAGUUGAAAUUAAUGGUUUUGUGCACGAGUUUGUGAUGGGUGAUUGGUCUCACCCGGAAGCAAAGGAAAUAAAUGAAAUUCUAAGAGAUAUCUCUGUGAGGGUUAAUGGUACUGGGCAUGAGCCUUGGAUUGCAGCAGUUUUAUCUAAGAUGGGUGACGGAGAAAAACGUGAUGCUCUUUAUGAACAUAGCGAAAGGCUAGCCAUUGCUUAUGGUCUACUGAAGACUAGAGAGCCUGAAGUGAUUAGAGUGGUAAAGAAUCUUAGGGUCUGUGCAGAUUGUCAUGAAGUGACAAAGAUAAUAAGUAGACUGUACAAUAGAGAGAUCAUUGUUAGGGACCGGAUUCGGUUCCACAAGUUUGUCGAUGGAGCCUGUUCUUGCAGGGAUUUUUGGUGAAUUUCAUUGCUCGAUAUAUUUCAAGCUGAAAAAAUAAAAAUAAAAUCUCUUUACUGUUUCUGUA
This is a messenger RNA of Olea europaea var. sylvestris, 1858 nucleotides long. RefSeq names its product pentatricopeptide repeat-containing protein At1g59720, chloroplastic/mitochondrial-like. The annotation marks the transcript as partial. The record is from RefSeq and is a predicted model, not a curated record. Gene Ontology annotation, biological process: RNA modification. Lineage: Eukaryota; Viridiplantae; Streptophyta; Magnoliopsida; Lamiales; Oleaceae. Gene Ontology annotation, molecular function: RNA binding; protein binding; zinc ion binding. The transcript has a single exon.